CCAGCGUUAGCGGAAAGAGCUUCCCCACCGAUACUCUUUAUCUCUUGACCAUAACGGUAGAUCGUCACCAAACAAUCGACAAUACAUGAACUGCGCGCGUGCUUCUAGGGCCCAAUUGCUUGCGGUCCCUCGACACCUCUGCUUGUUAUUGCAUCCAUAAUACCCCGAUGCACAUAUCAUAGUACAUUUACUCACCACUCCACCGCCAUAUUGUUUCCCGCCACAAACAGACCCGCGUGCGACGCGUCGAGAACACACCUCCAAACAUGGAGUCAAAAGCCAGCCGCUACCAGUCGCGCAUUCUUAGGGAGAUGCAUCAGAAUAAGGAGAAUCCCUUCAAUUCCCCUCCCUCAUCCACCGGUUCCCACGGGACCGUCACCCUCACCUCCGAUCUCUCCUACGGCCCCGAGGGCGAGUCAACCCGCCGCAUGGAGGACUCCUCCAUCAUGCUGCCCGGUCUUUCCAACAGGCAGCAAACGGAUGCCCCCCCGGACACCCCUUUCAGGGUCAACACAUCAGCCAUAGCGCGUGACUUUCCCGAGUGGAAACGCUGGGAGGACCAUGACCACACUGACGACCUUUACAACGUCACGGGCGACUACGAGAAGCAGCAGAGAAAGGAGAAUAUUCCACCUUCGUCUUCCACAGUAAACUCGCCCAGCCAGAUUGAGGCUCGAAAAGCAAGCGGCACAUACGGAACGCGUGCCCACAUGCAAGCUCGCGUCGAAGAUGAGUCCGAUUGCUCUGGGGACCUGCAACGCCACAAGAGGCCUGGCAGUGCCAACAAGAAAAGCGCCUCGUGGAAACCGGAGCGCGGAAAUGUCACGCAGCUCAUCAGCACCCUCAAGGCUGCCCAAGCCGUCCAAGAAUCGACACCCAAGAAGUCGUCACCAAGGGCCCCAACCUCGGACCGAAGAUCAAGCGCAAACCGACAUUCGCGCAUUAGCAAUAUCCAGCUCGCCCACACCGAGCCAAAUCAAACCGCCCGUUCCUUCUUCCUCCCGAACCUGGAGUACAUCAACGAUUUCGUCUCAGGUGUUCUGAGGCUGUCUUCGGUCAAGAAUGGCAUUCCCGUCUUUGUGAGACAUGGCAAAGUCUUCGACCAAGGCUCCAAGCCCUCCCCGGAACAUCACGCUGAAGUGGACGCUGUCGAAAUCCCACGCGACGAGCAGGAGAUCUUCGUGUCACUGGACAAGAUUCGCGAAGAAAUACAGACCCUACAGGCUCACGACGACCAAGUCUCCAAACAGGCCGAGCUGCUGCAGGACGAAAUGUACGAGCUUCAAGUUCAGCUGUCCAGUUACAAGUCUCGGAAGGAUAGUGCCAUGGGCUCCGAUUCUGAUAGCUCUGUUGUUCAAUUUUUCAGCAAAGAGAAGGCACAGUUGGAAGAGAAAAUGGCAACGCUGCAAGCCAAGCUCGACAAGGCAAACCGCAAGAUCAGUAUCAAUGAGAUCCACACCGAGACCUAUGUCAACGAGCGUGACGAGGCCCUGAAGAGUGCCAGCGCCCAGGCGGAGAAGAUUAGUCGUCUUCAGGCGCAACUCGAUACGACUCGCAAUGAGCUCGACGUGGCUCGUAGCGGCGGCACUCUGAAAAACACUCUGACCAAUGGUGAGAUUCACUCGCUGCGCGACGACAACAUUGCCCUCCGAUCACAGUACAAGUCUUUGCUGGAAGAGAACCAGUCUUUGCGCUCCCACAAUGCUAGCGUCACUCAACAGAACACGGAGCUCCAACUUGAAUCCAAAAGGCUCCAGCGCUCGUUGGAUACGGCCCAGGAAGACCGUGACCUGCUACGCAAGGAGCUGGAUAACGUCACAGAACAGCAUCGCGGACUUGAAGUGGACCAAAUGGGUCUCGAACGCCACAACGAAAAGUACUACACGGAGAACAAGUCUCUUCAACAAAAGAUUUCUCUGCUUGAGCGACGCAUCCAUGACCUGCAGGAAAACAAUGCUCAGCUGCACCAGAUGCUCGAUGUAGCUAACGCCGAGACCGGCACUAUGACCUUUGAUAUCAAGGACAUCAAGAAUCGACUUGAGAAGAAAAUUGUCAGUCUGUCGGAUGAGAACACCCAACUUCAGCAGAAAAUCAUAGAUCUUCAAGAGGAAUUCGCUUCUAAGCAGGUUAUUUUUGAGCAAGAGAAGCGCCGUGUUUCGGCCGAUAAUGACCGAUUGCACAAUAAGCUUGAUAGAAUGAGUCAAUCAUUUGAACGUGUUCUUCAGGAAAGCAGGAGGGAGUUCGAGGAGCAACGAGAUUCCUUGACACAGCAACUUGACGAGGUAGCCAACCGAGAAGCCGCACUAGCGACGCGACUGAGGGAGACCACCGAAAAGGAGGAAACAACCUUACAACAGCAUAUCCAGCGCAGAAACGAAGCAGUCGAAGAGGCACAUCGGAUUUCCAGGGAAAUUCAGUUACUUCAGUCGACUGCCGGGAAGACCAAACCCGCCAAAGUGACGCGCAUAGUUGAGCCUACCACGACGAGGAGCAGGUCGACCUUGAGCGAGGUUUCUGCUAAGAGCACCACCGAGCAUAUGGACACUCAGGAACGGGAUGACUUGACACAAGAGCUUGACUUCACGCAAGGAUCCGACAUCGAUGUCCUACCACGGGGAGAGAUGGACAGGCUGCGCGAGGCACUCCGCCAAGCCAAGUCUGACAACCAGCAAAAUGCCACAGAAGAGUAUCUCGAACGUGAGAACGAAGUUGGUAGUGUAGAAGAUGCCAGCCAGAGCCUUCCUCCUUUCCUACCUCAAGCGCAACGUGGGACCUCUGGCAAAGUCACAUCCCCAGCUGGCAAGCGACAACCCUCUGGUAUUCUGAAGAAGGCGCAAGCGCCAAGACGUAAUGGUUCCCAGGAUCUCACAGGUCGAUUUAGUGUCAAGUCUGCCAUCAGUGGAAUGAGUCUACCCAGUCAGGCUACCAGGUCUGAUAUUUCCGUCAGUCGCCGUCAUUCAGACAGCGAGCGAUUUGAACUCGAUGUUGAGGAGAACAUGACAUCGGCCUUGUUUAUAGAUGACAUUACCCUCGAGUCUCGCAAGCGUGCUGCCAGAAGAGGGGAACAGAAGGAAGCUGUCAAGUUUGCAACCGAGACCCAAACCACCGGGGUGCCCCGGAAACCCAUCGCCGUACUGUCUUCGGAAGCCAGGCGCGUCCUCGACGGCUUAUGUAAUGACCACGACUGCAGUAACUGCAUCAUGUGCGUCCGCAUCAACGCACACAGCCAUGAUGUAGAGGGCGGUCGGGACAUGGGCAAGAAGGUUAUUACAAUCACGAGACCAGUCCCAGUCACUGAUCGCAUAACAAACCCCGUUUCAGCCGACGCGGACAUCACCCUGCGCCCAGCGCAAGAGCCAGGUCUUGCACUCGCCACGGUGCUCAAGGGCCUCAAUGACGAUCUUGCUCACUUGGAGGUAAAAAUCUCGAGGAAGAAUAAGCAGCUGGGUGGUCUAGAUCCUUCAUUUGCUAGACGCCAACGGAAGCAAGUGAACGGCCAGCUUCAGCGUUUGAUGCGGGAGCGAGAGGUGAAGCAAGACCAAAUUUACAGAAUAUAUGAUGUGAUUGAGGGCCAGAAGCAGGCAGGCCAGCAGAUGUCCCAAGCCGAGGUUGACAUCACAGUCUCCAGCAUCACCAACAUGAUGGGAGACGAUACGUGGGAUGGCAUCUCGGACGACGAUUACUAAAGCCUUUGGAGAACUGGAAAACCACGUAAGGUGCGCCUUUUUCGCGAAAUAUCAUGAUGGACAGGAGUUUGUUGUUUCACUGCGUUGCUUGUGGUAUAAAGGGGGGUUUCUGCGGUCAGCGUCGCUUCGGUUGCAAAA
Messenger RNA from Truncatella angustata, 3824 nucleotides. RefSeq lists its product as uncharacterized. The transcript has a single exon. NCBI's taxonomy places the organism in Eukaryota, Fungi, Ascomycota, Sordariomycetes, Amphisphaeriales, Sporocadaceae. The coding region runs from base 267 to 3686 and encodes 1139 amino acids. Gene Ontology annotation, molecular function: microtubule binding. The record is from RefSeq and is a predicted model, not a curated record.